Molecule: messenger RNA, 435 nt
Organism: Paramecium sonneborni
Lineage: Eukaryota; Ciliophora; Oligohymenophorea; Peniculida; Parameciidae
Source: the annotation of a GenBank genome assembly
AUGUUAACACUUCAUAAACUCAUUAUUAUCCCAAGUCUCAUCAAUCAGUCUCACCUAAAAAACAUAGAAUUUUUCAAAGUUAUAUUAAAAACUCUGUUAUUAUUAAUCAUGGUAAUGCUAUAUCCUAAAAAUAACAUUACUUAUAAGGUAAUUUUAUCAAAAAAGCUUAAUUCUCUCCAAAAAGAUAAUUAAAACAUUGCUACAUAGGUCCCAUUUUAUAAUAAAUUAAAAUCUAUUAGAAAAAUAAAAAAAUUGGUUAAAAUGAUUCAAUUAUCAAACAAAUAACAAGAUGAACUUCAUGAAAUUACUUAAAACUUUCAUUUUGUUUAAAUUAAUAUAUAAUAAUCAUAAAAUUUAUUGACUUAAUAAAAUUAAAAUAAAUGUAUAAACAUUAUAAAUCUCUUUUAUUUUAUUUUAAUUGUUUUGGUGUAAUGA